AUGGUGAUGGAGGGGGCGACAGAUGGUGAGAUGAGCUUGUCGAACAUGGUGCUGGGCUUCCUAGAAGAUUUCGAGAGGGGCCAGCGACGGCCGGAGAACGACGAGGAGGAGGAGGAGGGCUCCGGCGGUGGCGGCGACACCGCCGAGAGCAAGGCCUUCUGGCAGACCCAACAUUCCCAGCUGCACGAAGCUCUGGCCAAGAUGAGCCCUGCCGAGAGCAGGAUCCGCGCGGACACGGAGGAGGCCGUCAAGAGCAUGCGCGCCGCGGCCUGCUCCUGCUCCUGCACGGGGCGACCCGCCGCCCGGGACUGCCGCCUGUGCAUGCUCCGCCACGUCGCCGACCGGCUGCGCGACGCCGGCUACAACAGCGCGCUCUGCAAAUCCAAGUGGACGCGCUCGCCGGACAUCCCUUCAGGCGAGCACAGCUACGUGGAGGUUGCGGUGCAGACGAGGAGCGGCAAGGCGGUGCGCGUGGUGGUGGAUCUCAGCUUCCGCGCCGAGUUCGAGGUGGCGCGCGCCAGCGCCGGGUACCGCGCGCUGGUGACCGCGCUGCCGGAGGUGUUCGUGGGGCGGGCCGACCGGCUGCGCGGCGUCGUCAAGGUCAUGUGCACCGCGGCCAAGCAGUGCAUGAAGGAGAACAACAUGCACAUGGGGCCCUGGAGGAAGCACAAGUACAUGCAGGCCAAGUGGCUCGGCACGCCCGAACGGACGGCGGCGGCCGUGGCCGCGGCUGCUGCGGCGGGGGCGGUGGCCACGCCGGUGGUGGUGGUUCCGUCGGUGAUGGUCGGCUCGCCAGAGAAGCAGAUCACCAAGUUCAGGGCGUCCAUGCUCACAUUCGACUUUGGCCGGACCGCGGCUGCGGUGGAGCUCGCGUGA
Molecule: messenger RNA, 876 nt
Organism: Miscanthus lutarioriparius
Lineage: Eukaryota; Viridiplantae; Streptophyta; Magnoliopsida; Poales; Poaceae
Source: the annotation of a GenBank genome assembly